Nelumbo nucifera (sacred lotus) is the source of this 618-nucleotide messenger RNA. The record is from RefSeq and is a predicted model, not a curated record. Lineage: Eukaryota; Viridiplantae; Streptophyta; Magnoliopsida; Proteales; Nelumbonaceae.
AUGGAACUGCACCAGGGAAGUGAGGAAGAAGCCGCUGAUACUGAACAAGCUGAAAACUGGUUCUCAUUGACAUCCGCACAAUGGAUAUGUGAUAUGUUUCUUGCUCUAGAUAAAGUUUUGAAUGGGACAUCGAGCAAGCAGGAGCUUCGAGAAUAUGCAGAUGGUACAUUGACAGAAAUAUUCAUGGAGCAGGCAUUUGAUAAACAUGUUCGGCGUGGCAAAAAUGGUGGUGGUGGUGGUAAUGCAUGGGAGAUGGAUUUUGAAAGUUUCCUUGACUUUGUUUUGGCUCUAGAAAACAAAGAUACACCGGGAGGAUUGACAUAUUUGUUUCGGUGUCUUGAUCUCCAUGGAAGAGGGUACCUUACAACAGGUGAUAUCCACACACUUUUCAGAGAUGUACGUCAAAAAUGGAACGAGGGAGGGAACUACAAGCAGUGCAUUGAGGACGUAAGAGAUGAGAUAUCGAGAUUCCUUAAAUUGCAUUUGCAGAGAGCACAACAGUACAUGGAGUUGGCCUACGACCGCAAUCACCAAGAGCUUGAAUUGGCAGUUGGGGAUUGGGUCUAUUUGAAGCUCCAGCCUUACCGGCAAGCUUCAGUAGCCCGACGAGUUUGGUAG